CUAUAAAUACCUCAGCCCAGAUAGUUGAUCAGUAUCAGUUCUUACUCCAAAGUCUCUGGACAGCUUCCUCCUCCAAAAUGAAAGCCUUGCUGGUUGUCGGAUUUUGUGUCUGCCUGAUGGCGGCCACAACCGCUUCUCCUGCGCCCCAGUUGUCCACUGCCUUGUCGACCCUUUCAACUGUAACCUCAUCACUGCAAUCGACCAUCACCAGCUUGCUGACGCAGAUUCAGACCGCACUGGCCAGCAACGCACUGACCAGCGCUGCUGCAUCUGCUCUGACCCAGCUCCAGACGACGGUUUUGGGUCUUCAAACCACCCUGAACAGCAUCGUCAGCAACGGGCUGACCGCUCUUCCCACGACUCUUACCAGCGGACUGAACACUGUUGCCAGUGGAGUGCAGACUGCACUGAACACCGUCAACAGCCAGCUCAGCCAGGUCAUCGCCGCUGGAAACAGUGCACCGACAACUCUGAUCAACCAGCUAAACUCGGCUACGACGGCUUUGAACACCGUUGGAGCAUCGCUGACGACCCAGGUGAACGCGCUCCUCACCCAGUUGAGCUCGGUUCUGAGUGGUCUGUUGGGAUCUCUGACUGGAACGCUGACCGGACUUCCGACGACCCUGCUUGGUGUGUUGGGAUAAUUCAUUUCAUAUUUCAUGCCUUUUAUUUAUUUUGAAUCAUGUAAUUGAAUAAAGAAAAUUUAAACUGAG
Molecule: messenger RNA, 713 nt
Organism: Culex pipiens pallens (northern house mosquito)
Lineage: Eukaryota; Metazoa; Arthropoda; Insecta; Diptera; Culicidae
Exons: 2
Coding region: 78-644 (188 amino acids)
Source: RefSeq, a predicted model, not a curated record